Limulus polyphemus (Atlantic horseshoe crab) is the source of this 6012-nucleotide messenger RNA. Its product is annotated as protein Gawky-like. Bases 1030 to 5676 code for a protein of 1548 amino acids. Gene Ontology annotation, cellular component: P-body; nucleoplasm. Gene Ontology annotation, molecular function: RNA binding; protein binding. NCBI's taxonomy places the organism in Eukaryota, Metazoa, Arthropoda, Merostomata, Xiphosura, Limulidae. Gene Ontology annotation, biological process: positive regulation of nuclear-transcribed mRNA poly(A) tail shortening; miRNA-mediated gene silencing by inhibition of translation. The transcript is spliced from 17 exons. The record is from RefSeq and is a predicted model, not a curated record.
AAUAAUAAAGUGACAGUUACUUUAGAAAAUAAUUAAUGCAGAAUUAUUAAAGAAAAUUAGGUAAAUUUAUGCUUUUGCGUCAUGAAAUAAAUAUGUGAUCUAUAAAAUUUUCAUGUUGUGACCAUGUUUCUUACUUGUUGCAAGAGACAAUCGAUCGCACACGCCUUCUUUGUGUUUUGCAGAACUGGGCUCACGAAGGUCCUAUCCAAACGCACGACUCGUUGUUUGUUGGAGAAUCAGAAUAACUCCUAUGGCACGUAAUGUGAACCGGGACCUGUGCCUUCGGACAAUCAGCUGAUUACUUCAGCUAGCGCGAUUUCAUGACGCAAGGCUCUUCACUGCUACCAGUGUUAAUCAUAAUGGAUGUUGUAACUUGUACCAGACUAGCAGUAAUGUUUGAGGAAUCGAGAAAAAGAAUACAAAUAACGCGUAAUAUAUUGUUUGAUUUCACCACCAUCUGGAGUGAAAGGGAAUAAAAAUGAAUGCAUACAAUGAAACCUAUAGAAUGCUUAAAGAAAGAAGUGCUUGUGUGUCUGGAAAAACCAACCAAGCAAGACAACGUGUGUGCAUUGAGGUGCAUAUGGACAACAUUCAGGAUUGAUGAAGAAGACGACAUACAGUACAUGUAAAAGAAUAAGGGGUAGAAGUUAUAUAAUAAAUUUUGUGAACCUCAGAAACGAUUGAAAAAAACCAUUGUGAUAAAUUGCAGGGACUGUACAUGUAGAACUAUCAGAAUAUGGUGCAUUCAUCAUGUAAUAUGAUAUUAAUUUGAAAACAGUGGUGCUUAAGGAAUGCAUCACAAGUCCUUGGUUUUCCACAGUUGUGUGUCAACAUGACCAUUCUCAGGAGGAAAUCAUUUAUUAUUCCUUUACUGUUUCUGAAUCUGUGAUAUCAAGCUCAAGUCUUUUUGGUGUACAUGAUACAUUAUCAAACUUAUCUGAAAAGAGAACCUUUCCUAAUUGCAAUGCUCAUCUCAGAGUGAAAGAUCACACAGUUCCACUCUCAGUCAUUGUUUUAUCUCUUUCCGUGAUGACUGAUAUUAAAAGCCUUGACAGUAACAGUGAUGAUCAGAAUGCACUGUCUGUUAAAAAUGGAGAAUGGGAAAAAUGUGACUCACCUGUAACAGUGUGUGCAGCAAGGAAUGAUAUCAUUAGAGGUCAUGAAAAAACUCCUUACUUGACAGGGGCCAAAUGUUCUGAAAUGUUUUCAAACUAUUCUCAAGUAUGCUAUCCAUGCCAGUUUAAUCAAGGAACUUUACAUCAAGAUAUGCAAUCAGUUCUUCACAAAAAAGACCAAGAAGAUGCUCCUAAUCACUUGUUAAUUUUACCUACGAGUAAUCAAAUAGAAAAUUCAUCUCAAAUUAAUUUAGACAUUUCUAGUGCUAUAGUUAAUUCUGGUAUUUCACCAAAUCACAUUGAAAUGAAAAAUGCUAAUCAAAUUAAUUCAAUUACUGAGGAUGCUGACCUACUUGUCUCAACAUCUCAUAGUAAUUUAGAAAACUCAACUUCUGUUUGCCAUCAGACAAAAAGAAUCAUUCCUAGUUCAGGCAAUAAACUGCACAUUCCAGACAAUAACAGCAAUAACAGCUUUAUAAAAUCAGAUCUUUCUAAAGCUUGGAGUAAUCAUCCAGAUGUAAAUUAUAAAAGAAAUGAAAUUAACUUUUGUGAUAUUGACAUGUUAACAAGAGAAUCUAACUUUAUUCAGUUGGACAAAAAGUCGUUUGACUGUUAUGAAGGGCUUAUUGGUGCAGUUGGAGGAUCUGAUUUACCUUUAAAUGAAACAAAACCUGAAAACAAAAAGAAGUGUAAGUGGGGAGAUCCUCCCCAUAGAUUGGGUUUAUUAGGUGGAGGAGAAAGUUCUUUGAACAAUAGUACUUCUACAUGGGAUGCCCCACCUUCUUCUGGACCAAGUACAUCUGGUUGGAGUAGCAAUAGUAAUGGAACUAAUAGUGGGCAGUGGAACUCUGAAGUCAGGCAGAGCGAUGGUGUUUGCACAGGCCAAAUAGCUAUGUCUCCUCCAAAACAACAUGGAACUUGGGCUCAAGCUGCAGGCAAGGGUUUAAGUCCUACUGCUCCUGUUUCAACUCCUAGUAGCACAAGCAGUGGAAACAAUGAUCAAGUUUCAAACAAUGGAAAUGGUGUUACAAAAGUAAGAAUAGAAGAACACAUUUCUGAUCUACGAAUUGCUGCUGCUUACAGUGAUGGUUGGGGACAGACUACUGUGAACCAAGACAGUUCUUGGGAUCUUCCUCCUUCUCCACAACCAAGUUCCAAAGAAGGAAAUAGUUCCAUUUGGAGAGCUCCUAUCAACAAUGGGACAGAAAUAUGGGAAAUCAAUAUUCGCAAUCGCAACAAAGGAGUAGGAACACCAGCUUCUAGCAGUGGUCCAACACAGCCGUGGGGCCACACGCCAUCAACUCAUAUUGGUGGGACAUGGGGUGAAGAAGAAGAUACCACCAACAUGUGGACUGGACCAGGCUCAAGUGGAUCUGUUCAUGUUGGAGGAGGAGAUGGUACACCAGAGAAAGGAAAUAAUGUAUGGGGUAAAUCAACAAACAAACCACCAGGAUCUAGCACUAAUAGCUGGUCAUCAGAAAUUAUGCCAAAGAGGCAUAUCCUCUCAUCAGGCUGGCAGGAACCAUCCCCACCAACAAAUCGCCGUCAGAUAGGAAUGACAAAUUAUGAUGAUGGUACAUCAAUAUGGGGUAACCCUCAGCAGCAAGGGAAAGUGAGCUAUUGGAAAGACAUGCCAAACAUGAAACCUAUUAGUAGUGGAGGAGGUCCUGCCAAUAACAAGUCUUCUAGUGGUGGGACCAGCUUAGCUGCUACAGGUUCUGGGAUGAUUCAUCUGCCUUCACCAAUUACCAGUGGAAAUAAACCAGAAGUGAGCAACUCCAUUUGGGGCAAACCGCCAUUACCUAACCAUGGCACUAGCUUGACAGAGAUGCCUGCUCAUGAUUCCCUAGGGAAUUCUGUAUGGGAAGAUACUAUUAAAUCUACUCACGUGAAGACCAUCCCCACCACACCAGGAACACCAUUUGGUGGGAUGGGUGGCACCUGGGAUCCUGGUAGUUACUGGAGUGCUAAGCCAAAGAGUGCUUCUAGCUCCAGUUGGACUGAAGGGCAGAUAAAUGCUUGUUCUUGGAGUGGCCCAUCCAGACCAAGUACUAAGCCAUUAACCAAAGAUAUAAUUUGGGCAAGUAAACCAUUCUGUUUGCUCACAGAGAUGGGAUUUAAGAAAAAUGAUGUGGAACAUGCCUUAAAGCACAACAACAUGAACUUGGAAGAUGCUUUAAGUGAUUUACAGUCAAUGUCAAGUCGAGACAUGCAUGGUAUCUCAGAUAAGGACAAUGUAAAUGGUAUAGGAUGGGUCAAGAUGAAACAUGGUGGUGUCUCAGAUGAAUUUGGCAUAAAUGAUCAUUCAAUGGAACCUUCUUUUGGUCCACUAAACUAUCAAGGCUCAGCUAGUUUCCAGGGAUCACAGAUGAUGUGUGGAUUUGAUGGUGGAAGCCAAAUUUUCAAACCUCCUCUCAAGAACCAAGGGUUUAGUAGCAAUACUCCUAGCCUGCUUAAUCCAGCAAUAGGUAGCCAAUCAUCUAGUCUCAAUAUGGGCAACAGUUUUAGUGGUUUGAAUCCUGCCUUGGUUCAGAAAAUAUUACAACAACAGCAGCAGCAGCAGCAACUACCACCAGUAUAUGGUCCUGUUGUAGCUCAGAAUGGUCUAGGUGGUCAUUCUGGUAGAUUAAACCACCAAAACUUACCAUCAGCAGCACAGUUAAAACAUCUUGUCCAGCAGAUUCAAAUGGCUGUACAAGCAGGACACCUUAAUCCUCAGAUUCUUAACCAGCCAUUGGCCCCCCAGACCUUACAGCUGUUAUAUCAAUUGCUGCAGCAGAUCAAAGUAUUACAUCAGUUUCAACAGCAGCUGAUCCAGUCACAGCCUUUAGGAAAAGGGAAUUCUUCCAUGCAGAUGAAUCUUCAUAUUACACAAACCAAACAAAGGAUUCUCAACCUCCAGAACCAAAUAGCUUCUCAGCAAGCUCUUUUUCUCAAGCAACAGCAACUUCCUCAUCAAGCAACCGUAUCAAGUCCCCAGCUGUCCUCUAAUGAGUUGUUCAAGCCAACUUUUGAUCCCAUGUCCACUCUCAAUCCUGAUUUACGUGACUUGUCACUAAAAGACUCUCCAUUUGGUCAAUCUCAGUCUCGUCUUCCACAUUGGAAGAAUUCUUUCCUUGAAAAGGAAGAUGUAGGACCUAAUCCAAGAGCUAAAUGUGGAGGAAGUGCCAAUGGUUCUGAAAGUUUUAGUCGUGCACCAGGUACGGUAGCAAAACCCAUGGCAUCAACAGAAAUCUCAUCAUUUAACUUGUCUUCAUCACAUUCAAGUCAAAACUUGCACCCUUUCCUGGCUCAGGGUGAUAGCACUUGGUCAAGCCUUUCAGGAACUCGGGUUGAUUGGCCAGAGUCCUCACCAUCUGUAUCUGCUGGUGCCACCACAAAAAACAGUCCCACAACUUCUAUUAGUAAUUCUAUCAAAGUAGGUGCUUCCAAUGGCAAUGGCAAUCUUUCCAUAGGAGGUAGCAAAGACUCCUCAUCUACCACUUAUUCAGCAGCUAGUUCAAAAGCCCAGUUGACAUACAAUUUAAAUGACCUAGUAGCAGAGUUUGAGCCAGGGAAGCCUUGGAAAGGUCAUUUACAGAUGAAAAAUAUAGAAGAUGAUCCACAUGUUACUCCAGGGAGUGUGAAACGGUCUCCUCUCUCUUUAAACACUAUUAAAGAUUCAGACAUUUUUAGCUGGUCAGCAAAAUCUAGUCCAAGUAUCACCAAUAGCAGUAGUGCCAUGAUGUCUUCACUGAGCACAACUUUACCUGGUGCCAACAACUGCUGGACUUGUAAUCCACCUACCUCUAAGAGCAGCUCCAACUUCAACAAACAAGCCAAUUUGAAAUCCAGUUGGAGUGCUUUGGGCUCAGGAUCUGAUGUUUGGGGAGCACCAACUCCCAAGACUCGGGGUCCACCACCUGGCCUUAUUUCUCAAGGCAGAGGCUUAGGUGGCUCAUGGAACACAUCACAUGGUGGAAGUCAUCAGAGCUGGGGUCCCAGUUUUCCCAUGGUAGGAUGGGACACACAAAACACCUCUCUUAUUCUGAAAAACCUCACACCACAGAUUGAUGGCUCAACUUUAAAGACACUAUGUAUGCAACAUGGCCCUCUACAACUUUUUCACUUACUCCUGAAUCAUGGUAUAUCUUUGGUGUGCUACUCCACUCGAGAAGAAGCAGCUAAAGCUCAAUCAGCUCUGAAUAACUGUGUCCUUGGUAAUACAACUAUAUUAGCUGAUAUCCCAAGUGAGGCUGAGGUCCAGCAAUAUUUGCAACUUGCCAGUUCUAAUGGAAUGGUAUGGGCAAGUAGUCAACCCUCAGGUAAUUCCAACACUGCCACUCCUGGCUUUCGUAACAGCAGUAAUUCUUAUCCCUUCAGUGGACAUGGAAAUGGAGCCAGUAGUUGGCUAGAGUCUAAUGCAUGGCACAACCCAAACAGCUCUCAGCUGUGGGCUUUCCCCGGUAGUGGUGGUAGCCUGUGGGGCACUUCUCCUUUUAUGACUGAUAGAGAUCAAAAUACACGUUCCUUGAUGAAUUCCUUCUUGCCUGGGGAUUUGCUAGGCAGCGAGUCUAUGUAACUUGAAAGUAUGAUUUCAGAACUGUGAAAUAUUCAGUCACAGGUUAUUUUGAGUGAACUUACAAUUAGCUGACACAUAGAUAUAUACAUAUUUAUCUCUCUGAAUAUACUAACAUAAAUCCUGAGGUGUAUUAAUAUAGUGUAAAACAAGUGAUGCUAACAGUUGGUCAGUUUGUGAUACAGAUUGUUGUGAAAAUAAAUGAUCUUAAACAUAUGUGCUUAAAGGCUAUAACAUUAAUCUAUUUACAAGUAAUUAUAAUAUUCUUAGACUUCCAGUAGCCAUAUUUCAGUGUGAUAACAGAACUGUCAAUUAUUAGCUAAAGAAAAUUAUAUAAUA